GAGAAGAUCUGCCAGACUCGAAGUGCGUUUCACGCGCUGAAUGCUGACACGCUCAACGCCAUGGUUCUGAGGCGCUUGGCUGCGUGCUGCUGCGGUAGCGAGGAGGAUCCGGACGUGCCGGUGCCCCGCAGAGUCCGGAAGCCCAUUCUGCCGUUGGACCGUGUACCUGCUGCACCUGCAAAGACCCUGGAGGAGCUCGCGAAACGCUUCGACCUGCAGCUGGCACCGCCAGGCUCGGAAACUCCAGUGGCCGUUGCCAGCAAAAGCUUUGAGAGGAAUUCUUCCAGGCUCCUGCUGGUACUCCCAGGGCCAGGCGAUGCAGGUGUCUGGGAUGCGCACCUGGGAGAGCAUGGCAGCACUGAGCCGAUGCUGAUGUGGGCGGAGGCCAACGAUUAUGCGUGUGCCUACUUCGGUCACGAGGCCUUUUGCACCUCGCCAGUGGAGGCUUGGGAUCGGGUGGUGCGGGGCAGCCCCGCUCGGUUCGUGACGGUGGUCGUGGGUGCUGGGAUGCUGCAAUACCUGCAGCAGGCCCUGAAGAAUGUGCAUCCGCUGCUGUUCUCCCGCUUUCGGACCAUUUGCGUGUUUGGCUCGGACACCACGGAGGACUUCGAUUCCUUGCCUCAGGAGCUGAGGAGUCAUUUCAAGGCAUCGAUUGUCACGGUGCCUUUCACCUGGCAGAAGCUGGAGUUGCAGGUGGCUUACCAGUUCCUCCACGAGCUUUUCCGAGACAAGGAGGACAUGUGGCACACCUUGGAGCUCAAGAAGUUUGCGGGCUUCCAGGCUCUGAAGGAGAACGACUUGCCGGGCCUUCGGCGCAUAGGGUUGGACGAGCGGGUGAAGCGCCUGGAUCGGGACCGCAACAACGAUGAGCUGGCGCAGCUGCUGCAAAAGCACGAGGAGGCCAGGCGCAAGCCUGAGGCCAAGAUCGACAACAGCGAUGACGAGCCUGGGGUGGACUGAGCGAAGUAUUGUUUGGCAAAGAUCCCACCAGGUUCUUUGCUUGAUGCAUCAUGAGGCGUCCAAAGCAAGUCCAAUGUUUGGGACCAAGCCGCGGCUGAAUGUGGGCUGCCUUGAGUUUUCCUUGGAUUCAACUCCAUACAUUGUGACACCUGCACGAGCAGUCGUGUCACAC
Molecule: messenger RNA, 1132 nt
Organism: Effrenium voratum
Lineage: Eukaryota; Dinophyceae; Suessiales; Symbiodiniaceae
Source: the annotation of a GenBank genome assembly